Molecule: messenger RNA, 669 nt
Organism: Chenopodium quinoa (quinoa)
Lineage: Eukaryota; Viridiplantae; Streptophyta; Magnoliopsida; Caryophyllales; Amaranthaceae
Product: protein FAR-RED IMPAIRED RESPONSE 1-like
Exons: 1
Coding region: 1-669 (222 amino acids)
Molecular function (GO): zinc ion binding
Source: RefSeq, a predicted model, not a curated record
AUGAUUGGAAGAAAUGAAGACUGUCUACUCUAUAAGGUAGCCCUGGAAGACAAGCCAUGGUCUGCACAUCAAGUAAACUAUAUACAUGAGAGCCAUAAUUUAUGGUGUACUUGCAAAAAUUUUGAAGCAUCUGGAUGGUUAUGUUAUCAUUGCAUCAUAAUUCUACACUUGCAUUCAGUAACAAGAAUACUAGACAAGUAUGUUUCAAAAAGAUGGAUUAAGUUUGCAAAAACAGAGACAUGGGAUAGGUUGAAGAAUCAGGAUCCUACACAUCAAUAUACUCCAUGGAGACAAACAAUGAUAAGGAAAUACUAUAAUCUAAUCUUAAAGAGUCAAGAAAAUGAAGAAACAAAAGAAUUUAUGGAAGAAAGUUUCAGAAACAGUCUUAAAAUGGUGGAUGACUUACUUGCUAGUGCUGCCCAGAGAGAAAGUGCAGAAGCUGCUUCUAAUGUUCCUGAUGUGGUAGACAGCAAUCACAGCAAUGAUGAUGUUUCUUCGGCAUCGAGCACAAGUGUACCAACAAUACUUGAUCCACAAAGGGCUGUAACAAAAGGUAGAAGCAAGAGAGCAAAAGGAGGUCUUGAAAAAAGCAAGAGAAAAAGAAAACCAGCACUACCACCUCCACAUUUAGAAUUUGGAUCUAAAACACCUAAUUUGAGACUCUUUUAG